CUUUCGGAAGGAAAAAAAAUUAAAAAAAAAAUCUAAUCCGCCCCAUACGUUUAACCAGCAGUGAGAUAUAAGCAUUAGCCAACAGAACGCUCGUUCUAUCUUCCUCGAUUGCUUGUGGGCCAAAUCGAAUUCACCAACCUAGUCAUCGGAGGUUAGCUUCGUAAUCAUGAGGACUCGGAAUUCCGCUACCCCGAAACCGGCCGCGGCAAUAAAGACGCCUCCGGCGAGGAAAUCCGUUGCCAAAACCCCUCCAAACGACUCGCGGAUAGAAUCGGCUACCCUCAAAACCGCCGACACCAACGCCGUCUCCACCUCCACGCCCACCGCUAGCGUUGAUUUGAAGCCGCCCCAACAACCUGCUGAUGCUGUGGAGGUGACACCGGAAACGAAAGUAGGUGCAGGAGCUAAAACAACAAGAAAGGUUGUAGUAAGGAAGACACCGGCUAGAACCAAAACUCCUACAUCAGCAAAAGCUGUACCUAGGAAGACGCCAAAUUCAGAACAAACGGAGGAGUUAAAGGUUGGAGAAUCCUCCAAGAAGGAAGAGGUUGGGGAUGCUAAGGAUCUGGAUUCUUCGCUGAAAGAAGAAUCUUCUCUUUCAAUUGUUGAAGAGUCUGUCAAUAAGGAAGAACUAUCUGCUCAAAAUCCUGAAGAAACCAAAAGGGUGGAGGAUCAAAAUGUGAUGAAGGGUGAAGAGCCCCCUCAAGAAAAAGAAGACGGUAUUGGCGUGGAAAAGCUUUCGACAGUUGAUUUGAAGGCCAAACAACCUGUCGAACAAGCAAAAACAUCAGUUGAUGCUGUGAAGGUAACACUGCCGGCAAAAUUACGUACAGGGGUUAAAACAACAAAAAAGAUUGUGGUAAGGAAAACAGUGGCUAAAACCAAAACUCCUACGUCAGCAAAAGCUGUACCUAGGAGGACACCUAAGCCGGAGCAAACAUCAAAUUUUAAGGUUGGUGAACGCUCCAAGAAAGAAGAGGAUGAGGAUGCUAUGGACGUUGAUUCUGCUAAGAAAGAAGAAUUUUCUAUCUCAAAUGCUGAGGAACCUGCAAAAGAGGGAGAACCUUCAGUUGAAACUGUUGAAGAAACCAAAAAGAUGGAGGCUCAAACUGUCAUGAUUGUUAAAGACCCCCCACAGGAGGAAGAAGAGGUUAUUGACGUGGAACAGCAUUUGGUUCUGAAUGUCGAAGAAUCAACAAGGCAGGAAGAUCCCGUUGCUUUGGAUGUUGGGGAAGUGUCAAAGAGUCAAGAACCUGGCAUACCAAGGGAGGAGGAAGAGGUGAAGGAAGAAAUAAGGGAGGAGACGAGAAUCAUUGAGGAUGACGUGGGAUCAGAACCGGAGGCUGUCAACAUGGAAGAAGAUAUGAAUGAGUUGAGAGGAGAAGAUACUCAAUGCGAGGAUGAUGUCCAUGGUAACGAGAGGGUAGAGGAGGGCAGCGACCAAGAAGUUCUUGAAGAAUUUGGGGAGGAAGAACUUGUGGUGGAUGACACACCAGAGCAGGGCGAAGAAGCAGAGGCAUUGGAAGAGGAAAACAUGGAAUUAACUGCUGCAGCGAAAGAGCGUAAGAUGAGGAAGGAGCUGGAGAUAUUUGUUGGUGGUUUGGAUCGUGGUUCAGUGGAAGAGGAUGUGAAAAAGGCUUUUGAGAACAUUGGAGAUGUAGUUGAAGUUAGGUUGCAUAAAAAUACUUCAACGGACAAGAAUAAGGGGUAUGCAUUCGUGAAGUUUGCAACAAAGGAGCAAGCAAGCCGAGCUUUAUCAGAAAUGAAAAACCCUCUUAUAUGUGGGAAGCGUUGUCGGACUGGACCCAGUGAGGAUAAUGACUCAUUGUUCCUGGGCAAUAUUUGCAAUACUUGGACAAAGGAAGCUAUCAAACAAAAAUUGGAAGACUAUGGCGUUCGAGGUGUUCAGAACAUUACUCUUGUGGCAGAUGCCCGCCAUGAAGGGCUGAGUCGUGGUUUUGCAUUUAUUGAGUUCUCUUGUCAUGCUGAUGCCAUGCUUGCGUACAAGAGGCUCCAAAAGCCGGAUGUCAUUUUUGGCCAUACAGAAAGAACUGCUAAAGUGGCUUUUGCUGAACCUUUACGUGAGCCAGAUCCUGAUGUGAUGGCCCAAGUUAAGUCGGUAUUUAUUGAUGGCCUACCUCUGAACUUGGAUGAAGAUCGAGUGAGGGAGCAAAUGAAAGCUUAUGGGGAGAUUGCACGAAUUAUGUUGGCCCGGAAUAUGUCUACCGCCAAGAGGAGAGAUUAUGGAUUUGUAGAUUUUACCACGCAUGAGGCUGCUGUUGCUUGUGUUGAGGGAAUCAAUGACAAAUAUUUAGGUGAUGGGAACUCAAAGACUAAAGUGAAAGCAAGACUUUCAAACCCUUUGCCAAAAACUCAGGCCAUCAAGGGUGGAAUCUGUGGAGGGUUUAGAAUUGGCCGUGCUGGAGCUGGAAGCUUUUCAAAAUUUGGAAGGGGUUUUGGGAAGGGUGCCCAUGCCUUCAACCGACCUAAUUUUCAACGUGGCAGGGGUUUCUAUCAACGUGAUAAUGUUCCAACUUGGAGAAUGGGUUUUGCCCGUGAACAUGACCAUGAUAUCCAGUAUCCUCCUUUCCACCGAAGAGAAAUGUCUGGACAAGGUGGAUGGAGGGAUUCAUUUCGGGGUGCUCAUGAUGCAUCUCGCGGAGGUGCUGUUCCAGCUAGACCUAACCUUGAGAGGGGUAGACACAAUCCACCUGAUAGAGGUCAUGGGAUGCCCAUCUCAAACAGGAGGCAACCGUUUCCCAAUGGAGAAGGAUUCAGCAGAACAUUCGGUGGACGGCAUUUUGAUGACCCUUACUUCUAUGAUGGCCAUCCACAUGGGACGAAACGACCAUUCUUUAUGGCAGACCAGGAUCCUGAUUACAUGGAGCCUAGCAGACAUCGUCCUCGAUUGGAUUACUCUGAUCCAGCGAUUCCAUUCCGUACGCCUCGCUAUCGAGAUUCUUUUGAAGCCGGCAGCAGCCUCAACUCCCAUGAUUAUUAUGGCACUGAUUACGGUGAAGGUCCAUAUUCAUCUUUUUAUCAGAAUGAUCGCCCAUAUGGAGGUGGCUUUUACCACUAGAAUUUAGAAAGCCUUGAUGGACCUGGGAUGGGAUGGACAUUGUGCAAUGCUGGUUUCUGGACUUUCUGCUUGGAAGGAAAUCUGAAUUUAGUCUCUACUUUUCUUUCCUUAGUUCCUUCUUUUUCCAGCCUAUUAUCACGUCCUUUUGUCUGUCUUCCUCCACAUCUCUGGUCUUUCUCUGCUCUCUCUGUCAAAUUGGUCAGACGUAACGAGUUUUAAGUGUCUUGUUUAGGUGAUCCCUCCAGGAAGGAUAGUUAUGUGGAUAUCAAUAAUAUUUUGAACUAUGGGAUCUUUUAGUGUUAAGGUAUCAGCGAGUUUUGCCCUUGAUAGGACAGCAUGAGGACAGCAUAAAUGGGCUAUGGACAUAAGCUGUAGAGAUUGCGUCAGGAUCUUUGUGUGAGAUCGAAUACAAAUGUCGAUCCUUUUGUCAUGAAGCUUAAAGGAAACUAGGGGGGAUCAGCUUCUGUUUCUAGAAGGCUGAGUUUCAGUUCAAGGUUUUCAUUUCAUUGAUAUAGAUUCGGAGUUUCAGUUCAAUGUGCUAGAGGCAACUUUGGAUAUUCUAUUUAUAAUUUUGCCUGGAGAAUAAUAUAUUGUGGCAACUUGCAUUCAA
This is a messenger RNA of Rhododendron vialii, 3689 nucleotides long. RefSeq lists its product as uncharacterized. Gene Ontology annotation, cellular component: nucleus. The transcript is spliced from 12 exons. The record is from RefSeq and is a predicted model, not a curated record. NCBI's taxonomy places the organism in Eukaryota, Viridiplantae, Streptophyta, Magnoliopsida, Ericales, Ericaceae. Bases 167 to 3079 code for a protein of 970 amino acids. Gene Ontology annotation, molecular function: mRNA binding.